AUAAAGCUCACCUUGCGGCUGCGGCCUCCUUCGUUCACGGUUUCUGUGCGGAGAAACGGGGCCGAGAUAAUGGGUCUGGAGAGGAAAUACUACGGAAGCCGGUGACGCCGAUGCCAUGGCUGCGGCUUCGGCAGAGAAUGCAUAUGAAGAUGCAGAAGAUAAGUGAUCUAAUUUAUCAAAUUCUGUCUGUAGGACAGUUGUACCUUUGCGUUAAAAAAAUGACACUGACUGCUCUCACACAGUGUGUCUGAAACCCAAUGAGUAAUAACGAAAAUGUUUAAUUUAAGUCGUAUAUACUGGAUAUGAGCACCGACGGUGUGUUGUACACCCGUAUAAAUUUACAUACGUGCAACGUGUCAGUUUCUCUUUGAAGCUAUUGCCUGAACUGAUUUGUGACCUCCGUAGUGUUGGCGAGAAUUUAAAUUUGCGUUUCGUCUAUCGACUCGUGCUGUUUGUCCUUCCUGGGGUUCCGUGCUGUUGUCAAAAGGAAGUUCAGACACGUGUGUGUGCAGCAGGGCUAGCCUGUGUUAACACUUCUGUUAUAUCAGUACUAGGUAUAGAAUAACGUACAUUGAGGUAUAGCAAAUAUCAACAAACAUUUCGUUACGUGUUGGGUUUUUUUUUUUUUUUUUUUUCCCCCCCCUUCCUCGAAAGUCUUCCCGUUGUUCUUCUGCACCCGUUAGGAAGAGCGCAGAUCGUGAAGCGGGUGGGCGCGGUCCCCCGCGCGAGCAUCCUCGUCGCUCGCUGACACCGGCAGGCAGUGACGUCAUAGUGACGUUGAUAUUUUGUUUGUACUCGUAAGCAUGGCGGAGGCGAGCCGCGAGGAGGAGCUGCGACCCGUGCCGAAGGAGAGGGCUAUCCUGGAGAGCUUCUUCACCCAGCUCGGCGUGUUCUCCUUCGACAGGGCCAAGGACUACGUGGAGAAGGAGAAGGACGGCAGCAGGAGUGCCGGGGCCAUCUGGGCCUCGUUCCUGGGGGCGCUGGCGCACCUGGCCGCCGCGGAGAAAGCCUACCACAACAUGACCUUCCUCGGCCAGAAGAUAGGUGGGCAGUCCUUCUUCAGCCGGAAGGACUCGAUCAGGACCAUCUACACAUCCCUGUACAACGAGCUGAAGAAGGUGGUGACCACGGGGCGCAAUGUGGCCGGAGGAACGGCGCCCUGCCUCGAGGACCUGCUGUCUCACCUUUCGGAACAGCUGUGCUUCUUCACCCAGGCCCGCAUGGAGAUCGCGGACUUCUACGAGAAGAUGUACUCGCUGAGCAACCACAAGUCCAUCAACUCUGAAGAGCUGGUGCACCUCCUGGAGCCGGUGAUUCAGAAGUACAGCUCUAAGUUUCACCACCCGAUUCUCAGCCGUCUGGAGAGCAGCUUCCAGGUGGAGGUGGAGGUGCUGACCCAGUUGCUCAGGUGUCAGGCAGAGAUCUCGGAGUGGAAGUUCCUACCUUCGCUGCUCAACCUGCACGGUGCCCACUCGAAGCUGCACACCUGGGGCCAGGUUUUCGAGCGGCAACGCGAGACGCGGAAGCACCUGUUUGGCGGUCAGGUGCAGAAGGCCGUUCAGCCCCCUCAUCUCUACGUGUGGCUGCUCCGUCUGCACCAAACCCUGCUGGCCAAGUUCAGCUUCUAUUUCCACGAGGCCCUCAGCCGUCAGACGGUGCUGUCUGAGAUGAAGGCGCUCACUGCCAAGACUUCACCUGAUUAUUUUGGUAAGAUCUCUGCCUUCAUCCGCAAGUGUGACGCCGUCAACGUCUCCCUCAUCUUCGACAACCGUGGCUCGGACAGCUUCCAGGGCCACGGCUACCACCACCCUGACUCGUACCGGGAGGCCCCCAAAGGCGUGGACCAGUUCCCGGCCGUGGUCUCGCUGCCGGGAGACCGGCCCGUCACGCACUGGCCCAGCGUGAUCAUGAUCAUGAGUGACCGCGCUGCUGAGUUGAACACGCUGGACAAGGUGGUGCAUUUCUACGACGAUAAGGUCCAGAGCACCUACUUCCUGACCCGGCCGGAGCCCCACUUCACCAUCAUUGUCAUUUUCGACUCCAAGAAGUCAGAGAAAGACUCGCACAUUGUCUCCUUCCUCCAGGAGCUCUCUGGCUCGCUGAGGAACUCUAAACCCUUCACCUCGCUCAAGCCGGGCUCCAAGGGCUGAGCUUUGACCCCUCUUCGGCCUUGUUUACGUUGAGCGUUUUGCACCGUAACUUGGGCUGCAGUCGGCGGUUACCACCCGUGUGAGGUCUCUGCUUGUAAAGACGCCUCCAAAGAGGCAAGAUGGCUGUAAUGUUGCUUAAGAACUUGGAAACAUUCCUUGUUGCCAACUUUGAGUGUUGAACAGGGCAAUUACAUUUACAAGCUGUGAGUUUCUCAGGAGAAAUGGGUAACUGUCGCAUCUGUCUAGUUGAACAAAUUUAGCGUUCACUGAGAUUCAGAAUUUUUACUUGAGCCUUAAUGGUUAAAAACUAUAAUUGGCAAACCCUUGUCUAGUUGACUUGAGGGUUAAAGGGGUUGGGGAUGUCCUGCAUUUGUCCCCUUAUGAAUCAGGAUUUGGUUGUUUUGUUGUCAGACUAAUAAAGCAGUGAAAAUCCUAUUGAGUUACCCGUUUAGUAUUUAACUGUUCUCACACGCAGUCUGAAACUGCUUGUCCCAAGUGGGGUCGCGGCAAGCCGGGGCCUAACUUGCCGG
Messenger RNA from Scleropages formosus (Asian bonytongue), 2680 nucleotides. It is a transcript of the gene kics2, whose product is annotated as KICSTOR subunit 2. Gene Ontology annotation, biological process: cellular response to glucose starvation; cellular response to amino acid starvation; protein localization to lysosome. Lineage: Eukaryota; Metazoa; Chordata; Actinopteri; Osteoglossiformes; Osteoglossidae. The record is from RefSeq and is a predicted model, not a curated record. The transcript is spliced from 3 exons. The coding region runs from base 804 to 2150 and encodes 448 amino acids. Gene Ontology annotation, cellular component: KICSTOR complex.